CACAGGGUUUCCCUUCCAGCGCCUUUUUCCACCUCUACCCACCCCCGCCGAUAAUCUAUACGCCAGCGUGCCACCCCUUUCACUCUUUCGCCGGCCUCUGUCUUGGAAUCUGCUAUUGUCCGAAAUUCAAGCCGGAUUCUGCGUCGACUCAUUGGAAUGUGUGGCUUUUGAGACGGUCGUGGAACGUCUUGCUCGCCCGCCUGAGCGCACCUCGACCGGCGUGUUCCUAUUCCAUCGCCCUUCACCCUAGCCUGAAUCUGCCGUGAUCUGCCCUUGUGUUGAAGAUCUUCGAUCCAGGUCUUCCUUUCGUGGGGCUCGGGCUGCUCAGGCUGAGGCCAACCUCUUCAUUCACCCUGCCCUCGGGACUCCAUGUCUGAUCGCGCCUCCUCGGCAUCCUUUCGAGUAGGACCUCCAUCGCCAUCGUCUCCCGCCGCAGGGUCUCUCAAGCCGAUCCAGCCUCUGGCGCCCUUAUCCGAUCGAUUUCCACAGACUCCGACAUCACCUCCGUUGAUGUCGGUAAGCGCUCAGAACUAUGCCACCCAUCUCGUAUCCUCGCAGUCAUCACCUAACCAGGCGACCCCACAACCCGCAAAUCUUUCAUCCCCACCAUCCUCUGCCCCGAUGUCUACCCAAGCCUCCCAACAGCCCACGGUAGGUACAGCAAACUCGUUUCCGACGCCGGCCAGCAGCGUGAGUGGGCACAUGCCCGGUGCGACUUCACUAGAUGAAUCUGAGAACGCCGACAAGCCAAUGGGGCCGGGAAGCGGCGAUACUGGAUCUACCAGUGCGACUAUGAAUGCUGCGGCAAUGCAACAGGCGGAACACAGACGGACCGACCAUGACCGGCAACCAGGAGGGGCGGAAGUUGGAGUUCGCGAUUUCGCCGUGAGUGGCGGCGGCGACGCUAUGGAGAUUGAUAGCGAGGAGCCCGCUUCAUCUAACCGCAGUGGGCCAAGUCUAGAAUCUCUGCAGAAGGACUUUACGUCGGCCUUUCAUCUUUGCAAAAGCUCCUAUGUUGCGACUGGUCCAGACCCGUCGCUAGAUCUGAUCUCACUGUACGGGUUAGGUUCAGUGGCAAAGUCUGUUGCUCGAAUGGAUCCUGUGACAGGCGAGAAGAUCAACAGGCUCCGAAAGUCCUAUGAGGGCAAGCUGAAAGGCCUGGGUCUCGCAGGGAGGAACAAACCUGUCAAGACCGAGCCUGGUGCGCCCGGCGGGCUCAGACACAUGACCAUGUGGCCCGAAGAGGAAUGGCAGAACCAAAAGGUGUUCGGAAAGGAGAUCAAGAUGGCGGACAUGGACUCUGCACUGCACAAUCUCCAGAUGAGAGCCAUGAAGAUGGAGCCGGGAACAGUACCGAACAACGAGUAUUGGGAGGAUGUCUUGGGUCACGAAAAACCGUCGAAACAUGCAACUAGCGGCGACGUCAAUAAGAAAUCCGUCGCCCCGCCGCCCAAUGGCAUCCGAAUCCCGCAGCCCAACGGAACUCCCGCGCCUGUCUCGGAACCAGAUCGAUCCCGACCCAGCCGAGGACGGAAACGGCAUUAUGAUGACAACAGCUUUGUUGGCUAUGGCGAAGGUUAUGCAGACGACGAUGACGACGGCGCAUUCUAUUCGAACAGCGAAGGAAUUGGAAAGAAAAAACGGAAGAAGGACCAUGUUUCGAAGAUAUCUACCCCUCUGCCUGACCGCGGUGGAAGUUACGGGGUUGGUAUGUUUGGGAUCGGGGCCAGAUGAACGAACAGGACGGGAACUUGACGGGAUGAAAAGCAGUGUGGC
This is a messenger RNA of Aspergillus ibericus CBS 121593, 1776 nucleotides long. RefSeq lists its product as uncharacterized. NCBI's taxonomy places the organism in Eukaryota, Fungi, Ascomycota, Eurotiomycetes, Eurotiales, Aspergillaceae. The record is from RefSeq and is a predicted model, not a curated record. Gene Ontology annotation, biological process: regulation of transcription by RNA polymerase II. The transcript has 3 exons. Gene Ontology annotation, molecular function: transcription coregulator activity. Gene Ontology annotation, cellular component: mediator complex. Bases 370 to 1734 code for a protein of 454 amino acids.